Trichogramma pretiosum is the source of this 1160-nucleotide messenger RNA. It is a transcript of the gene snf, whose product is annotated as U1 small nuclear ribonucleoprotein A. Lineage: Eukaryota; Metazoa; Arthropoda; Insecta; Hymenoptera; Trichogrammatidae. Gene Ontology annotation, biological process: mRNA splicing, via spliceosome. The record is from RefSeq and is a predicted model, not a curated record. The transcript is spliced from 3 exons. Gene Ontology annotation, molecular function: U1 snRNA binding. Gene Ontology annotation, cellular component: U1 snRNP. Bases 133 to 816 code for a protein of 227 amino acids.
CAGCAUCAAGCAUGAUAGAAACUUCUGUCUUUUGAUUGUUGGGCCGGCUUUUAUAUUAUAAAAAUUUACCUUUGCUUAGUAGUCGCUUAGUUAAAUUUACUAUAGUAAUCAUUUGAUUUCUCAUCUACCAAGAUGGAUGUCCGACCAAACAAUACUAUUUACAUAAACAAUCUCAAUGAAAAAAUUAAGAAAGAAGAAUUAAAAAAAUCACUCUACGCAAUAUUUUCACAGUUUGGACAAAUCUUAGAUAUAGUUGCACUGAAAACAUUGAAGAUGAGGGGUCAAGCAUUUGUUAUUUUUAAGGAAAUAUCUAGUGCAACAAACGCCCUGAGAUCCAUGCAAGGAUUUCCAUUUUAUGAUAAACCUAUGCAAAUAAACUAUUCCAAAACUGACAGUGAUAUUAUUGCCAAGAUGAAAGGUACUUUCCAAGAAAGACCAAAGAAACCAAAAAGAGUGUUAUCAGCAGCAGAAGAUGAAGCCAAGAAAGCUAAGAAGCGAGCAAAAGAACAAGCCAAAUCUGCUCCUGGAUACACACCAAGUCACAUGGGAAUGCCUGGCAAUAAUGCUGUUCCAGAGCAACCACCAAAUCAAAUUCUUUUCCUCACGAACCUACCAGAUGAAACAAGUUCUAUUAUGUUAUCAAUGUUGUUUAACCAAUUUCCUGGUUUUAAAGAAGUGCGCUUGGUUCCAAAUCGACAUGAUAUUGCUUUUGUUGAAUUUGAAAAUGAAGUACAGUCAGCUACUGCUAAAGAAGCACUUCAAGGAUUCAAGAUAACGCCAUCUCACGCGAUGAAGAUAUCUUUUGCCAAGAAGUAAAUCAGUGUGGUUUAAUAUUGAAAGAUAAACUUGAAUUAAUUUAUAGGGUGAGAUAUAAAAAUGCUUUCAAAAUCUCAAUUUUUAAAAACUCUGAACUGUUAUGAAUUAGUUUUAUUUUUCACAAUGUGCAAAAUACUACGAUUUUUUCAACUAAAGCAGAUUUUGUAAAAAGUUUACCAAGACAAUGAAUUACCUUAGUAUUAAUACUACUUGUAAAAUUUUUCUUUUAACAGGUAAAAUGGUAAACUGCAUAAAUAUGUAUAAAUUAGGUAACAAAUACCUUAGGCUUAAAUGAUAAAAACAACUUUGUAUAUGCAAAAUAAAUAUCUAUUUACAAGAAAAAA